AUGGAAGGAGCAUUUGAACUGGAGCUGGGGAAUGCUCAAUUCGAAAAAAUCAUCCUCAUCGUCGUGGACGCUUUGAGGUCGGAUUUCAUGUUCUCUAACUCUUCAUCGAUGACUUUCCUUCAAGAACUUAUAGAGACGGGAAGUGCGUUGCCUUUUACGGCUUAUUCCAACCCACCAACGGUAACUUUACCUCGUCUCAAAGGAAUCACGACAGGCCAAAUUCCCAGUUUUGUGGAUGCUAUUCUCAAUGUUGCAGACGAUAAAGAUAAUUCCCAGGGGCUUAGCAACACGGAUUCGUGGGUAGGCCAAUUUCUCAGGCAAUCUAAGGACCGGAAAAUUAACUUUUUUGGAGAUGACACUUGGCUCAAGCUAUUCCCUCCAAAUGAAUUUUUUAAUCAAAGCGAGGGAACAAGCCUGUUCUUUGUGAAUGACUUCACAGAAGUUGACAGAAAUGUGUCCCGACAUUUGGAGCGUCAGUUAAAGGAAGACUUUGAUGGUCUAAUCUUGCACUACUUGGGCGUUGACCACAUUGGGCAUACAGGGGGACCGAAUUCGUUGCAUAUGCCCAUAAAGCUAAAAGAAAUGGACGAUGUAUUGAAAAUGAUGUAUGAAUCUACUUUAGAUGAUGAUGAUUCCACUCUUGUUGUGAUAAUGGGAGAUCAUGGAAUGAAUGAAGUGGACCCUCCUGAACUCGCAAGGCUUGUUAUGGACUCUAGUGAUUAUUGCAUGUAUAAGUGUGCCAAUUCGCAGUGGAAGGCGAUCGAUGACAACCAUUUGGACCAAAAUGUCGUUAGCAUUAGAAGUGACCAUGGCAACUUGCACACUAGCAUUAAAAGUGUUGCAAAGCCGCAUAGAUGGCAAGCUGCUUCCUUUCUUGUUAGAGUGCAUCAUUCCGCACAAGAUGGAUGA
Messenger RNA from Candidozyma haemuli, 909 nucleotides. It is a transcript of the gene GPI7, whose product is annotated as mannose-ethanolamine phosphotransferase. Lineage: Eukaryota; Fungi; Ascomycota; Pichiomycetes; Serinales; Metschnikowiaceae. The coding region runs from base 1 to 909 and encodes 302 amino acids. Gene Ontology annotation, cellular component: endoplasmic reticulum membrane. The record is from RefSeq and is a predicted model, not a curated record. The transcript has 2 exons. Gene Ontology annotation, biological process: GPI anchor biosynthetic process.